AUGGUAUUCAUGACUAGAACAGCAGCUCGUCCCCUUGUCACAUUUGAGAGCUUCCGUUUAGCUGUCAACGGAACUACCAAGAUUCUUCUAGUGGCCAUUACCAUUCUUUCAAUUGCAUCAGUGGUUCUUAGUGUCAAUGACUGUUAUACAACCCUUAUAAACGAUUAUAACGUAUACCAUCCUGUUUCCAUGUACAAAGAUGAUCUCGGCUGGAAUUAA
This is a messenger RNA of Saccharomycopsis crataegensis, 219 nucleotides long. RefSeq lists its product as uncharacterized. NCBI's taxonomy places the organism in Eukaryota, Fungi, Ascomycota, Saccharomycetes, Ascoideales, Saccharomycopsidaceae. The coding region runs from base 1 to 219 and encodes 72 amino acids. The record is from RefSeq and is a predicted model, not a curated record. The transcript has a single exon.